CAAGCAGAGAGAGGCACUGGCAACGCGAGGGAAACAGCUUUUACUUUUUAAUUUUAAUUUUAGAAUUUUAUGCGUAAUGAGCUGAGGGCAUGCGCAGCCGUGGAUAAAGGGUUUCUCUGUUGACUCAGGUGGCAUGGUGUGGUGCUAGAAGACUUGUCUGGAGAUACACGUUCAACUGCUUCGUUGUGCAUCAUGUUUGAAUGCUAAGAAUCAAUUAGAAAUAUACAUGAAUGUGCAGCUGCAUUAACUAUAGCCUUGAAAGGCUGUAGCGUCUUUAAUCGCACGAACCCGAGUGUUGCGUUCUCUGUGCGGGCUCCGUGAGCAACUGUACGCACAAUCGCGACCCCCGGACCAAGAAGAAAAAGGGGUUCGGAUGAGGUGUCUGCCUAGAUUGUUUGCUUCAAGAAAACCAGCUAACUUUCACCCUUUUCUUUCUAACGGCAGUGCCAUCGGGCAUUGCUCAGGAGAUGGCGAUGAGGUUGGUCCUCUUAGGAUUUCUACUGUUCAUCGGGAUCCUAUCUUCUAACGGCGUAACCGUAGCCCCCAAGACUGAGGAGCAGCCCAAAACCUGCAGCUCGAAGCAGUUUGUGUGCAAGGAUCAGGUGACCUGCAUCUCCAAAGGCUGGCGCUGUGAUGGCGAGAAGGACUGUCCAGAUGGUUCAGACGAAUCCCCAGACAUCUGCACUCACAACAGAGUAAGGCAGUGUCCAGUGAAUGAGCAUGGCUGCCUGGACCUGGACGUAUGUCUCCCUAUGAGCAAGUUCUGUGAUGGAGUCCCAGAUUGCUCUGACGGUUGGGAUGAGGGGCCUCACUGCAGAGAACAUGCUACAGCCUGUGCCUCCCAUGGGUGUCAGUAUCACUGUGCAGUAACUCAUGACGGUCCUAAGUGCUACUGUGCUCCUGGGUAUGAAGUAGCUGAUGAUGGAAAGACAUGUAAAGAUUUCAAUGAGUGCAGUGUAUACGGGACCUGCUCUCAGACAUGUACAAACACAGAGGGCUCCUACACCUGCAGCUGUGUGGAGGGUUACCUGCUGCAGCCAGACAACCGCUCCUGCAAAGCCAAAAAUGUUCCCGUGGAUCGUCUUCCAAUGCUCUUGAUUGCCAACCUCCACGAUAUUCGGUGCACCACUUUAUCAGGCUCCAUGUCCAGACUGCCCUCCAUCACGACAAAGCAGACGAUGGCCAUGGACUUUGUGUACUCUGAGGAGAAGGUCUGCUGGAUAGAUGUGGGAGACACCCCUGCAACCACUCAACUCAAGUGUGCCAGCAUCCCCGAUCUCAAGACCAUCACCAACAUCCACACCAUCAACAUCUCCCUCAGCCUGCACCAUGUUGAACAGAUGGCUAUUGACUGGUUGACUGGAAACUUCUACUUUGUCGAUGAUGUGGACGACCGGGUGUUUGUGUGCAACAAAAAUGGCCAGACUUGUGUGACUCUUCUGGAUCAGGAACUGUACAAUCCCAAAGGAAUCGCCUUGGACCCAGCCAUGGGAAAAGUGUUCUUCACAGACUAUGGCUCCACUCCAAGAGUCGAGCGUUGUGAUAUGGAUGGACAGAACCGGACUAAACUCGUGGACAGUAAAAUCGUCUUCCCUCAUGGUAUCACUCUGGACCUGGUCAACAGGCUGGUGUACUGGGCUGAUGCAUACCUCGACUACAUUGAAGUGGUGGACUAUGAAGGAAAGAACCGCCACACCAUUAUUCAGGGCCUGCUGAUCGAGCAUCUUUACGGCCUGACUGUAUUCGAGAACUAUUUGUAUGCAACAAACUCUGAUGAAGGUAACCUCAACCCCAAGACCAGUGUGAUCCGAGUGAACCGCUUCAACCGCACAGACUUCCAUGUGGUCACACGUGUAGACAGAGGCGCAGCACUGCAUGUGUACCAUCAGAGACGCCAGCCUCAGGUGCGCAGUCAUGCUUGUGCCUUGGACCAGUUUGGGAAGCCUGGAGGUUGUUCAGACAUCUGUUUGUUGAGCAACAGCCAUAAGACAAGAACAUGCCGGUGUCGAUCGGGGUUCAGCCUCGGUAGUGACGGGAAAUCCUGCAAAAAACCAGACCAUGAGCUGUUCUUGGUGUAUGGCAAGGGUCGUCCGGGCAUCAUCAGAGGCAUGGACAUGAAUGCCAAGGUCCCUGAUGAAUACAUGAUCCCCAUUGAAAACCUCAUGAACCCCAGAGCUCUGGAUUUCCAUGCUGCCAGUGAAUUCAUCUAUUUUGCGGAUGCUACAAGCUACAUCAUUGGCCGACAGAAGAUAGAUGGGACAGAGAGGGACACUAUAUUAAAGGAAGGUAUUCACACUGUAGAGGGGAUAGCAGUGGACUGGAUGGGAGGUAAUCUUUAUUGGACAGAUGAUGGACCUAAGAAAACUAUUAGCGUUGCCAGGUUGGAAAAGGCUUCCCAGACCCGCAAGACUCUUAUAGAGGGAAAGAUGAGUCACCCCAGAGCAAUUGUGGUGGACCCUCAGCAUGGGUGGAUGUACUGGACAGACUGGGAGGAGGAUCCUACUGAGAGCAACAGAGGCAAAAUCAAGAAAGCUUGGAUGGAUGGUUCUCAUCAUCAAGUGUUUUUGACAAGCAAGACUGUGCUGUGGCCGAAUGGUCUGAGUCUAGACAUUCCCCAGGGAAUCUUGUACUGGGUGGAUGCAUACUAUGAUCGCAUUGAGCUUGUGUACCUCAACUCUACAGAAAGAAAGGUUGUGUAUGAAGGUCAGGAGCUGAAUCACGCAUUUGGUUUGUGCCAUUACAAGCAAUUCCUCUUCUGGAAUGAGUAUCGUGGUGGAAGCAUUUAUAAAUUGGAUCAGGAAACCAAAAAUGUAACCUUACUUCGCAAUGAGAGGCCACCUAUUUUUGAGAUCAGAGUCUAUGAUGCACAGCAGCAGCAAGGGUCCAAUGCAUGUAGAGUUAACAAUGGUGGCUGCAGCAGCUUAUGCCUUGCUAUUCCUAAUGGUCGGUCCUGUGCCUGUGCAGACGAUCAAAUCUUGGAUGUGGAUAACGUCACCUGCAAAGCCAACCCCUCCUAUGUGCCCCCGCCUCAGUGCCAACCUGGGGAGUUUGCCUGUAAGAACAACCGCUGUAUCCAAGAGCGCUGGAAGUGUGACGGAGACAACGAUUGUCUGGACAACAGUGACGAGGUGCCGGAGCUUUGCCACCAGCACACUUGCCCAGCUGACCGGUUUAAAUGUCAGAACAACCGCUGUAUCCCCCUUCGUUGGCUUUGUGAUGGAGACAAUGACUGUGGCAAUGAUGAAGAUGAAUCUAACACUACCUGCUCUGCACGCACAUGCCCACCCAAUCAGUAUCCAUGUGCCAGUGGUCGCUGCAUCCCCAUCUCCUGGACAUGUGACCUGGAUGAUGACUGUGGAGACCGCUCUGAUGAGCCAGACUCUUGUGCCUAUCCAACUUGCUUCCCAUUGACGCAGUUCACUUGUGCAAAUGGACGAUGCAUAAACAUUAACUGGCGCUGUGACAAUGACAAUGAUUGUGGAGAUAACAGCGAUGAGGCAGGGUGCAGCCACUCCUGCUCCAGUGUCCAGUUUAAAUGCAACAGUGGCCGCUGUAUCCCCGAGUACUGGACGUGUGAUGGGGACAAUGACUGUGGAGACUACAGUGAUGAGACACACGCUAACUGCACCAACCAGGCUACUCGACCUCCAGGUGGCUGCCAUGUCGAUGAAUUCCAGUGCCGGAUGGAUGGUUUGUGCAUUCCCAUGCGCUGGCGUUGUGAUGGAGACACAGACUGUAUGGAUCUAAGCGAUGAGAACAGCUGUGAUGGCGUUACACACAUGUGUGACCCUGCGGUCAAGUUCAGCUGCAGGGACUCGGCUCGCUGCAUCAGUAAGGCUUGGGUGUGUGAUGGAGACAGUGACUGUGAGGACAAUUCGGACGAGGACAACUGUGAAGCGUUGGUGUGUAAAUUAUCUCACCACAUGUGUGCCACCAAUGACUCCAUCUGUCUGCCCGCUGAAAAGCUCUGCGAUGGCACUGAUGACUGUCCUGAUGGCUCUGAUGAGAAACUUUGUGAUCUGUGUGCAGUGGACAAAGGAGGCUGCAGUCACAACUGUACAAUAAUUCCUGGAGAAGGAUACAUGUGUUCUUGCCCGUUGGGUAUGGAGCUGGGCCCUGACAAUAAGACUUGCCAGAUCCAGAGCUUCUGUGCCAAACAUCUUAAGUGUAGCCAGAAGUGCGAGCAGGAGAAAUCCACCGUCAAGUGCUCCUGCUAUGAGGGCUGGGAAUUGGAGUCUGACAUGGAAAGUUGCAAAAGCACAGAUCCUUUCAAACCCUUCAUAAUUUUUUCCAACCGUCAUGAGAUCCGAAGGAUAGAGCUUCACAAAGGGGAGUUCAGUGUGCUGGUCCCAGGCCUGAGGAACACGAUAGCCUUGGACUUUCACCUCAACCAGAGCACAUUGUACUGGACCGAUGUGGUUGAGGACAAGAUAUACAGAGGGAAACUCUCUGAAAAUGGAGCUCUGACCAGCUUUGAGGUGGUGAUUCAGUAUGGACUGGCCACACCUGAGGGCCUGGCUGUAGACUGGAUCGCUGGAAACAUUUACUGGGUUGAGAGUAAUCUGGAUCAAAUUGAAGUUGCUAAACUUGAUGGGACAAUGAGGACAACUCUGUUGGCUGGAGAAGUAGAGCACCCUCGUGCUAUUGCUUUAGAUCCCCGUGAUGGUAUUCUCUUCUGGACUGAUUGGGAUGCGAGUCAGCCUAGGAUAGAGGCCGCUUCUAUGAGUGGCGAAGGCAGGCGCACGAUCCACAGAGAGACUGGCAGUGGUGGUUGGCCCAAUGGACUCACUGUAGACUAUAUGGAGAGGCGCAUUGUAUGGAUCGAUGCCAGGUCAGAUGCAAUCUACUCUGCUAAGUAUGAUGGAUCAGGGCUCAUUGAAGUUUUGCGUGGUCACGAGUAUCUGUCGCACCCAUUUGCUGUCACUAUGUAUGGUGGUGAGGUCUACUGGACUGACUGGAGGACAAACACCUUAUCUAAAGCAAACAAAUGGACUGGACACAAUGUGACUGUGGUCCAGCGCACCAACACACAGCCCUUUGACCUGCAGGUUUACCACCCAUCAAGACAACCUCAGGCUCCAAAUCCUUGUGCUAAAGAUGGCAAAAGCCCUUGUUCCCACCUCUGCCUCAUCAACUUCAACCAGACAUUCUCCUGUGCCUGUCCUCACCUUAUGAAACUGCAAGCUGACAAGCGCACAUGUAAAGAAUCCCGCAAGUUUCUCCUCUAUGCUCGUCAAAUUGAGAUCAGAGGAGUUGACAUCGACAAUCCCUAUUACAACUACAUCAUUUCCUUCACUGUGCCGGACAUAGACAAUGUCACAGCUGUGGACUAUGAUGCUGUAGAACAUCGCAUCUAUUGGUCAGAUGUCAGAACUCAAACUAUUAAGAGAGCCUUCAUUAAUGGCACUGGUGUGGAGACUGUUGUGUCAGCUGAUCUUCCCAAUGCACAUGGACUGGCAGUGGACUGGGUGUCAAGAAACCUCUUCUGGACUAGUUAUGACACCAAUAAGAAGCAGAUCAAUGUGGCCAGAUUGGAUGGGUCUUUUAAAAAUGCUGUGGUCCAGGGACUUGAUAAACCCCACUGUCUGGUUGCACACCCUCUGCUUGGUAAAUUGUACUGGACAGAUGGGGAUAACAUUAGUAUGGCUAAUAUGGAUGGCACAAAUCGCACUUUACUCUUUACCAACCAAAAAGGGCCAGUUGGUCUCUCAAUUGAUUAUGAGAAUGAGAAGCUGUACUGGAUAAGCUCAGGAAACAGCACCAUUAAUCGCUGUAAACUGGAUGGGUCCAACCUGGAGAUACUUGAGGGCAUUAAAGGCAAACUUACCAAAGCCACAGCACUUGCAAUUAUGGGAGACAAGCUCUGGUGGGCAGACCAGGGGAGUGAUCAAAUUGGGACAUGUGACAAGAAAGAUGGAGGAAACUGGAAGGUCUUAAGAAACAACACAUCUCCAAUGAUGCACAUGAAGAUAUAUGAUGAAGAUACACAGAAAGCUGGUAUAAACCUCUGCAGUAACAACAAUGGAGACUGCUCUCAACUGUGCCUUCCCACUUCUUCAACAACCCGGGCCUGCAUGUGCACCGCAGGAUACAGCCUGAAGAGUGGUCAGCAGUCCUGUGAGGGAAUGGGCUCCUUCUUGCUUUACUCAGUCCAUGAGGGAAUUAGAGGAAUUCCUUUGGACCCUGCAGACAAAUCUGACGCUCUGGUGCCAGUGUCUGGCACCUCUCUGGCCGUUGGCAUCGACUUUCAUGCUGAGAAUGACACCAUUUAUUGGGUUGACAUGGGCCUAAGCACCAUCAGCAGAGCCAAGAGAGACCAGACCUGGAGAGAGGAUGUGGUUACAAAUGGGAUUGGGAGAGUGGAGGGCAUCACUGUGGACUGGAUAGCAGGAAAUAUUUAUUGGACUGACCAGGGCUUUGAUGUGAUUGAAGUUGCACGACUGAAUGGUUCUUUCCGUUAUGUGGUGAUCUCACAGGGCCUCGAUAAACCUAGAGCCAUUACUGUUCAUCCAGUGAAAGGGUACCUGUUCUGGACAGAGUGGGGUCAGUACCCCCGUAUCGAGCGUUCUCGUCUUGAUGGCUCUCAGAGGCUAGUCCUAGUCAAUGUGAGCAUCAGCUGGCCCAAUGGAAUCUCCAUUGACUAUGAGGAAGGUUUGCUUUACUGGUGUGAUGCCAGAACUGAUAAGAUUGAGCGCAUCAACCUCGAGACUGGAGAAAACAGAGAGCUGGUGUUGGCCAACAACAAUAUGGAUAUGUUUGCUGUGUCUGUCUUUGAGGAAUACAUCUACUGGAGUGACAGGACUCAUGCAAAUGGCUCCAUUAAAAGAGGCAGCAAAGACAAUGCUACAGAUGCAGUUCAGCUGAGGACUGGAAUCGGUGUGCAGCUGAAAGACAUAAAGGUUUUCAACAGAGCCAGGCAACAAGGCACCAAUGUUUGCAAGGACAACAAUGGUGGUUGUGAACAACUAUGUCUGUUUCGUGGAAAUGGGCAGCGGACUUGCGCUUGUGCACAUGGCAUGCUUGCUGAGGACAACAAAAGCUGCCGUGACUAUGAUGGAUAUCUGCUUUAUUCCGAGAGGACUAUAUUAAAGAGCAUACACCUAUCAGAUGAGACUAAUUUAAAUGCUCCUAUAAAACCAUUUGAGGACCCAGACCACAUGAAGAAUGUCAUUGCUCUGAGUUUUGACUAUCACGGAGGAGGAGGAAAAGGGUCUAACCGCAUCUUCUUCAGUGACAUUCACUUUGGAAACAUCCAGCAGAUCAAUGAUGAUGGAGCAGACCGCAAGAUUGUUGUUGAUAAUGUUGGAUCGGUUGAGGGUCUUGCCUAUCACCGCGGCUGGGAUACACUCUAUUGGACCAGUUAUACAACAUCAACAAUCACUCGGCACACAGUCGACCAGAGCCGAAAUGUGGCCUACAACCGUGAUACUGUGGUCACUAUGUCUGGAGAGGACCACCCCAGAGCAUUUGUACUUGACGAGUGUCAGGAUCUCAUGUUCUGGACCAACUGGAAUGAGCAGGCUCCCAGUAUAAUGAGGGCAUCUCUGAAUGGGGCAAAUGUUCUAGUGAUCAUUGGUAGUGACAUCAAAACUCCAAACGGUCUGGCUAUAGAUCAUCGGGCUGAAAAACUCUACUUUUCCGAUGCCACAUUGGACAAGAUCGAGCGCUGUGAAUAUGAUGGAAGCAACCGUUAUGUCCUUUUGAAGAAUGAACCCGUUCACCCGUUUGGCCUGGCUGUAUAUGGGGACUACAUUUUCUGGACGGACUGGGUGAGGAGGGCUGUCCUAAGAGCGGAUAAGUACACAGGAGGAGAUAUGAAGGUGCUCAGAGCAGACAUCCCACAGCAACCAAUGGGCAUCAUCGCUGUGGCCAAUGACACCAACAGCUGUGAGUAUUCCCCUUGCCAUAACAACAAUGGCGGAUGUCAGGACUUGUGUCUGCCGACCUCAGACGGACGGGUCAACUGCAGCUGCCGCGGAGACCGUCAACUUCUAGAAGACAAUACUUGCUCUUCUGUGAAUAUGUCCUGUGGAAGUGUGGAUGACUUUGAGUGUGGCAAUGGGGACUGCAUCAACUACAGCCUGACCUGUGAUGGCAUGGUACACUGCAAGGACAAGUCUGACGAGAAGCAGUCGUAUUGCGCUCACAGAAUUUGCAAGAAAGGCUACAGAAAGUGCAUGAACGGGCGUUGCAUUGGACAUCAAUUCUGGUGUGAUGGCACGGAUGACUGUGGAGAUCAUUCUGAUGAACUUCCAUGUAAUAUGACACUGUGUAAAGUAGGAGAGUUCCAGUGCAAAGAUGGAAGCUGUAUUUCUAACUUCAGCCGCUGUGACCAAGUGGUGAACUGUGAGGAUGCAAGUGACGAGAUGAACUGCCAGCCCACUGACUGCUCCCGUUUCUUCCGACUGGGCGUGAAAGGAGCUUCUUUCAAGAACUGUGAGAAAACAACCCUUUGUUACCUGCCCUCCUGGGAGUGUGACGGCAACAAUGACUGUGGAGACUUCUCUGAUGAAAGAAACUGUCAAGAUAAGAGGAAUGUUAAAUGUCCAGUCAACUUCUUUGCAUGUCCCAGUGGACGCUGCAUUCCUAUGAGCUGGACAUGUGAUAAGGAAAACGACUGUGAGAAUGGAGCUGACGAGACGCAUUGUGACAAGUUCUGCUCAUCCACACAGUUUGAAUGUGCAAAUCAUCGCUGCAUUUCUAGCCACUGGGUGUGUGACGGCUCUGACGACUGCUGGGACGGAUCAGACGAAGACCAGAAGUGCAAGUCCAAGACAUGCAGUCCUGAGGCUUUCCAGUGUCCCGGCUCCCACAUGUGCGUGCCUCAGAGAUGGAAAUGUGAUGGUGAUAAGGACUGUCCCGAUGGAGCCGAUGAGAGCGUAAAGGCUGGCUGCUUGUAUACCAACAGCACCUGUGAUGAGAAUGAGUUCAUGUGCCAAAACAGACAUUGUAUCCCAAAGCACUUUGUCUGUGAUCAUGACAUUGACUGCUCAGAUGGCUCAGAUGAAUCUCCUGAAUGUGAAUACCCUCCGUGUGGGCCAAACGAGUUUCGAUGUGCCAAUGGCCGCUGCCUCAACCAAAAGAGCUGGGAGUGUGAUGGAGAGUUUGACUGUCAGGAUCGCUCUGAUGAAGCACCCAAAAAUCCUCGCUGCACUGACUCUGAGCGUACAUGUAAUGAUUCAGCCUUUAUGUGUCGUAAUGGAAAAUGUCUAAAUGAGACUUUACUGUGUGACCGCAAUGACGACUGUGGAGACGGCUCUGAUGAACUCAACUGUUUCAUUAAUGAGUGCCUCAACAGCAAACUCAGCGGCUGCUCCCAGCUCUGUGAUGACCUCAAGAUUGGCUACAAGUGCCGCUGCCAUCCUGGUUUCCAGCUGAAGCGCGAUGGAAAAACAUGUGUGGACAUAGACGAGUGUACGACCACAUACCCGUGUUCCCAGCGCUGUAUCAACACUCACGGCAGCUUCCACUGUCUCUGCGUGGAUGGCUUUGAAGUCAGCCCCAACGACCCCACCAUCUGCAAGUCCACUUCUGAAGUGGAGCCAUAUCUGAUCUUUGCUAAUCGCUACUACCUGAGGAAGCUCAAUCUUGAUGGUUCAAACUAUACUCUUAUCAAGCAGGGACUGAACAAUGCUGUAGCACUUGACUUUCAUUAUGCUGAACAAAUGAUCUAUUGGACGGAUGUAACAACACAGGGAAGCAUGAUCCGACGUAUGCGAAUGAAUGGCAGCAACAUGGAGGUUUUGCACCGAACAUCCCUUAGUAACCCCGAUGGUUUGGCAGUGGACUGGGUUGGUGGAAAUCUUUACUGGUGUGACAAGGGUCGGGACACAAUUGAAGUGUCAAAACUCAACGGCGCAUACAGAACCGUGUUGGUUAACAGUGGUCUAAGGGAACCGCGUGCUGUGGCAGUGGAUGUGCGCUAUGGAUAUCUGUACUGGUCUGACUGGGGUGACAAUCCUCACAUUGGAAGGAUUGGAAUGGAUGGCACAAACCGCAGCAUUAUUGUACAAGACAAAAUCACAUGGCCAAAUGGAUUAACACUAGAUUUUAUAAAUGAUCGCAUCUACUGGGCUGAUGCCAGAGAGGACUACAUAGAGUUUGCCAGUUUGGAUGGGACCAGCAGACACACUGUACUAAGCAAUGACAUCCCUCACAUCUUUGCCAUGACGCUAUUUGAGGAGUACAUUUAUUGGACUGACUGGGAGACAAAGUCCAUCAACAGAGCGCACAAGACUCUGGGCACCAACAAGUCCACUCUUAUCAGCACCUUACAUCGCCCAAUGGAUAUUCAUAUUUACCAUCCUUAUCGCCAGCCCGAGGUGCUCAAUCAUCCUUGCCAGAUAGACAAUGGCGGCUGCAGUAACCUCUGUCUCCUUUCACCUGGAGGGGGCUACAAAUGUGCCUGCCCCACCAACUUCUACCUGGCUAAUGAUCAACGCACAUGCAUGUCCAACUGCACUGCCAGUCAGUUUGUGUGUAAAAACGACAAAUGUAUUCCUUUCUGGUGGAAGUGUGAUACUGAAGAUGAUUGUGGCGACAGAUCAGAUGAACCAGCUGAUUGCCCUGAGUUCAAGUGCAGACCGGGACAAUUCCAGUGUGGCACUGGCAUUUGUACUAACCCUGCCUAUAUCUGUGAUGGAGAUAACGACUGCCAAGAUAACUCUGAUGAAGCCAACUGUGAUAUUCAUGUCUGCUUACCUAGCCAGUUCAAAUGUUCCCACCCAAGUCGCUGUAUCCCAGGUAUUUUCCGCUGCAACGGUCAGGACAACUGUGGUGAAGGAGAGGAUGAAAAAGACUGUCCUGAGGUCACUUGUGCCCCCACUCAGUUUCAGUGUGCGAUCACCAAACGUUGCAUCCCUCGUGUGUGGGUGUGCGACCGUGACAAUGACUGUGUGGAUGGAUCAGAUGAGCCUGCCAAUUGCACUCAAAUGACUUGUGGCGUGGAUGAAUUCAGAUGCAAAGACUCCGGAAGAUGCAUUCCUGCUCGCUGGAAAUGUGACGGAGAAGAUGAUUGUGGUGAUGCUUCAGAUGAGCCUAAAGAAGAGUGUGCUGAGCGGACGUGUGAGCCAUACCAGUUCAGAUGUAAAAACAAUCGCUGUGUCCCAGGCCGAUGGCAGUGUGAUUAUGACAAUGACUGUGGUGACAACUCAGAUGAAGACAAGUGCGUGCCUCGACAGUGUUCAGAAAGUGAGUUUGCCUGCACCAAUGGGCGCUGCAUCGCCGGACGAUGGAAGUGCGAUGGAGACCAUGAUUGUGCUGAUGGAUCUGAUGAGCAUGGCUGUGAUCUGAAGUGUGACCAGGAUCAGUUCCAGUGUAAGAAUGGCCACUGUAUCCCGAUCCGCUGGAGGUGUGAUGCCGACCCUGACUGUAUGGAUGGCAGCGAUGAGGAGAACUGUGGCAGCACUGCGAGCCGUCACUGUCCUUCUGAUGAGUUCCAAUGCAACAACACAUUAUGUAAACCACUCGCUUGGAUGUGUGAUGGAGAGGAUGACUGUGGAGACAAUUCUGAUGAAAACCCUGAACAGUGCAGGACGUUCCAGUGCCCUCCAACCAGGCCCUUCCGCUGCCAGAACGAUCGUGUCUGCCUGCAGGUCUCAAAGAGAUGUGAUGGUGUCAAUAACUGUGGAGACAACACGGAUGAAAUGAAUUGCCUGACCACUCCAGCAUUAUGUGAGAAGGACGAGUUCCUAUGUGCUAAUGGCAGGUGCAUCAGCUCCAAUCUACGCUGUAACUUUUUCAAUGACUGUGAAGACUAUGGCUCAGAUGAGAUCAACUGCAAGACAGACACAAAGUUAAAUGACUGCAGGAGUAAUAGGACUCAGUGUGGUGAUGGAGAUGAAGCUCACUGUAUAACCAAUGGGACAGACUCCUUCUGCUCCUGUAAACCUGGUUUCCAGAAGACGGGACAUCGCACAUGUGGAGAUAAAAAUGAGUGUCUACAGUUUGGCGUGUGCUCACACAUGUGCAAUAACACCAAAGGAUCUUAUAAAUGCAGCUGCCAGAAGUACUUUUCCAGAAUCAACGACACAUGCAAAGCUGACAACCGAAACAGCAGUCGUCAGAUCCUCUACAUCGCUGACGAUAAUGAAAUCCGUAGCCUAGACCCCGGCAUGCCCAACUGGCGCUACGAGCAGACCUUCCAAGGGGAUGCCAGUGUUCGCAUUGAUGCCAUGGACCUCCACAUCAAAACCAACCGGAUCUUCUGGACCAAUUGGCACACAGGACGCAUCUCCUCCUAUGAACUUCCAGGACCAGUCACCUCUUCUUCCAACAACCAGAGGCACCGACGACAAAGCGAAGGCAGGAUCACAACUUACCAGAUAAAAGAGUUAAAGAUGCCUCGUGGUAUCGCUGUGGACUGGGUGGCUGGUAACAUCUACUGGACAGAUUCUGGACGAGAUGUGAUUGAAGUGGCACAGAUGUCGGGCCAGAACUGCAAAACUCUUAUCUCUGGCAUGAUCGAUGAGCCUUAUGCCAUUGUAGUGAAUCCACAGCGAGGUACCAUGUAUUGGGCAGACUGGGGUAACCAUCCUAAAAUUGAAACUGCAGCCAUGGAUGGGACUCUCAGACAGACCUUGGUUCAUGAGAACAUUCAAUGGCCUACAGGUUUGGCUGUGGAUUACUUCAAUGAGCGCUUGUACUGGGCUGAUGCGAAACUGUCCAUCAUUGGCAGUGUUCGCCUGGAUGGCUUAGAUCCUGUUAUAGCUGUAUCUGGAAUUAAAAACAACCUCCUUCAUCCAUUCAGCAUUGACAUUUUUGAGGACUAUAUUUAUGGGGUGACCUAUGUCAAUAACUUUGUGUUCCGGGUCAACAAAUUUGGAAAAGGUCCAAUGGAGAAUCUCACCACUGGCAUAAACCACGCUACUGACAUAGUUCUGUAUCAUCGCUACAAGCAGCCAGAAAUGACCAACCCAUGUGACCGUAAGAAAUGCGAGUGGCUGUGUCUGCUGAGCCCAAGUGGACCGGUGUGCACUUGCCCUAAUAACUAUGUGGCCAACAACGGCACCUGUGUGGAGAGGCCCAGUCCCACCCAGUCUCCAUUCUCUCCUCCUACUGGCACAUGUGACAUUCAGUGUUUGAAUGGAGGUAGCUGCUUCCUGAAUGCCCGACAGGUGGCAAAAUGUCGCUGCCAGCCCAGCUACACUGGUGAACGAUGUGAGAUCAACCAGUGCAGGGACUACUGUAAGAACGGGGGCACGUGCACUGCCUCUCAUACAGGUGCUCCAACCUGCAGAUGCCAAAAGGGUUUCACAGGACCCACUUGUAGCCGUCACACUUGUCAGGAUUACUGCCUCAACAGGGGCAACUGCACAGUCAAUAUGGGCAACCAGCCAACCUGCAGCUGCCCGCCUGAGUACCUGGGAGAUAUGUGCCAAUACAGUAAAUGUGAGGGUUUCUGUGAGAACAGUGGAACCUGUCUCCAAACAUCAAAUGGUACAAUGCUGUGUCGCUGCUCCAGUCAGUUCAUUGGACACCGGUGCGAACUGAACAAGUGUAUCUUCUGUGGAACGGGCGAAUGCCUGACGUCGCCAAAUGGAGAAGUUUCCUGCCUCUGUCCGAAUGGUCGAAAUCAACCCAGCUGCUACUCCUGUUUGGACUACUGUUCCAAUGGUCAAUGUUCAGUUGACACACGUUCACUUCUGCCUCAGUGCAAAUGUCCUGCUGGCUGGGAUGGAUACAGAUGUGAAGUCACAGCUGCCCCAGUAGACUCAUCAUCUGGUAGUGGAAACACUGCCUCAAUUGUUGUCCCAGUCCUUCUGCUACUCUUAUUGGCACUGUUGGUGGUUGGUGCCAUCUUGUGGUACAAAAAAAGAAUGCGAGGUGCCAAGGGUUUCCAGCACCACAGAAUGACAAACGGAGCCAUGAAUGUAGAGAUUGGGAACCCAGCAUAUAAAAUCUAUGAGGGAGACCCAGACGAUGAUGCAGGAGAGCUUCUAGAUUCGGACUUUGCUCUAGACCCAGACAAGCCAACCAACUUCACAAACCCAGUGUACGCCACUUUAUACAUGGGGGCCCACAACAGCCGUAACUCUCUGGCCAGCACAGAUGAGAAGAAGGAGCUGCUCUCCCAAGGGGAUGAUGACAUGAGCGACCCACUGGCAUAGAGCUCAGCCAGGAGAGAACUCUGCUCUGGUCAGCCGAUGAACUGUUGAGCCAAGAAGCCCUCUCAUCUUAUGCCUUUACCCACGAAAAAAGAAAAGCAACAAAAAAAAAAGCGAGAACACUGUACAAAAUGUAUAAAAUGAAGGACUACUUUUUUAAGUACUGGCAGUAUUAUAUUUUGUUCUUUGAGAAAACAGAAAUCGUCUGGUGACGAAAAGGAGUUUUAUAGACAUUUAUCCAGUUCUUUUAAAAUUUUACUCGCCCCUCUCCUCACAGCUCUCCUCCCCCUGUCAUGCAUAUAGCCACUACCUCUGUGCAAAUGUAAAAGUUAGAGAUACCAAUGGCAAUGGAACAAUUUUAAUUUUUUAUUUUUUUAUUAAUUGUAUAGGGAAAAGACUUUUGUUCCAUCCUUGAUAACAUUGCCAAGUUGUUUUGUUGAAGAGGAAAACUGCUCACAUGAAUGCUUCCUGGAUGCUGGUGUGGCUCGUUUACAUGUGUAUUUGUAUGUUGCUGCUGAAAGUCUGACACGGGGGCGCAGGAGAGGAGGCCACUGCACAUGUGCAGGAGGAGCAGCAUCAGACCUGUCUGUUUGAUUGUCUCAAAGAACUACAUCCAAGUGAUUGUCUUUUACCUUCUUGCACAGACUAAAGUUAUAUAUAUUUGCAUAUAUAUGAACCUAUUAACAAAGUGUCUUGAGAAUAUACCCAGGAAUACAACCAUCAGUAACAAUAGCAGUCUGUACUUUUAUCAGUUUAUUUUAGCCAUUGUAUAAUUGUCAUUACAAGAUGAGUGCGUCCGUGGCAGUGUGUGUGUACUGGAUGAAUAUGAUUGUAUUAAAGUCACAUUCCAGGUUCAAGUCUGGGAUGGUUCUGUGGCCUUGGAUUCGCCUACAGCAGGACACUCCCCUCAGAGCAGCUCUGGGAUGAGAGUGAAACGAGCUUCUGUGAAUUUCCAGUUAUCACUGAAAUGCAAUCUGUGACAAAUAAACUAGCAGAGGAUGGUUGCAUUUAGCUUUGGUUGUUAUCUUUGAUUGUAUCUAUUUCAGGAAAGGCCGUUUGAUGGUACCUUUAUGUGUGGGAGAUUAAACUUUUGUUUUUAAUUGUAUGUAAUUACAUGUACAUGUAAUUUAGGUUAAAGCUCAUUGCUAAGCAUUCCCAGGAAGAGCACUGAUCAGCUUCCUGAUAGUAUUCCUUUGUAAUUCCUUGCCUUGCUGCUAAUGCUAACAUCUGUCUGUCAGCCUGGACUUCAUUUCUAAAGUGUCGCUUUGUGUGGCACCAUGCUUUUACCCUGGGUUUUAUCAGCCAUACCGGACAAUGCUCUGCAUGGCGCACACAGCUAUUUUAGCCAACAGAUUUUCUUUGCUCUUCACAGUAUUGAUCAUUUAUUUUUUAAAGUUUAACAUUGUUCAUUUUCACAACAUGGAAACUAAAAGAUCACUUUUUGUUUGAGGUUUUAUUUGAUGGCAAAAUCCACAUGGAUGUUUGUGGUCAUAACUGUUUUGCAAUGAUUACAUUUUGUUUUGAUAUAAGAAAUUAAAUGGAUUUUUAUAGUAGAAAUGUA
Molecule: messenger RNA, 15666 nt
Organism: Boleophthalmus pectinirostris (great blue-spotted mudskipper)
Lineage: Eukaryota; Metazoa; Chordata; Actinopteri; Gobiiformes; Gobiidae
Product: low-density lipoprotein receptor-related protein 1-like
Exons: 89
Coding region: 468-14108 (4546 amino acids)
Molecular function (GO): calcium ion binding; protein binding
Source: RefSeq, a predicted model, not a curated record